CGCAAUUUACUUUUUUGAAACAUUACCACGAGUCACUGCUUUCAAUGGAUUUUCAAUUUCAUUACCUAAUGAAGUGACAAUUUUAUCUGUUGCUAUGUGGGUCUUUUAUGAACUCGGAAACCUUAAAAAUUUCACAGCAGCACGCGUAUUUCGUGUAGUUGACGAUAUUAUAAUUCAAUUUGGAUUGUUUUCAACCAUUAUUCUUUCAUGUUUUUCAUCCGAUGAAUCUUGUGAAGAUGUCAA
Messenger RNA from Scutellospora calospora, 243 nucleotides. The record is from the annotation of a GenBank genome assembly. NCBI's taxonomy places the organism in Eukaryota, Fungi, Glomeromycota, Glomeromycetes, Diversisporales, Gigasporaceae.